GUUCGGUUUACCCAUGCUGCAAUGCGCUACACAUUCUCUCUAUACAAGAUGGCGGAAAAAAAGUGAACAGAAUCUAGAAAAAACAUGGAGAAAACAGAAUCCUUCAAAGUAUGGCUCAAGCCUCUAAGAGGCAUGGCUUGACCUUUCCUCUACGAGUGAAACCCCUUAAUCAGUGCAGAAAAUACACAGAUUUGUGUGGGAAAAGGGUGGGUAACACUGACAGACCAUUAUUGUCCGUCAUAAAACUGGAACCAAGUAGGAAUGGUGUGCAACAAAACGGAUCAAAACCGAAAUCCACUACACCACAAUCAACAAACCAGGAACUGCCUCACGAGCAUAAAACCCACCAUCUGAAAUUCCAUGAAAACCUUGUACACUGUGGCUCCCACAACUGUGUGAAUACUGACCAUCACAGAGUCUCAGUGUUUCCUAGUGUGGGUGAAGCUUUAAAAACUCUACCGAAGGAAAAGACUUGUAAAACCCUGCUGGUUUGUCUCGAAGAUGUGUUCAGAACCUUACCGAUUCAUAUAACAGCAGUGAAACUUUCACAUGUGAAUAAACUAAUGAAUCAUUCACAAUCAGACAUUCAAAAGCAGCUCCAAGAAAAUUUUGAAGAGGAACUGAAAAAGAGGCUGCAGAGGAAAUCCCCAGUAGAGAAAGUUUACAAAGACUCUUCUAUGGAGAAAGCCGAGGAAGGAUGUGUUGAUCUUUAUUGUGAUACCCCUGUUAAACAGAACACAUCUUCAACAGGAAAGCCAAAACCCAAAGGAAAAAAGAAAGUUUUAGAUGGGCAGAGUCCAAGGUCAUCUCCAGGGAAACAAUCGUCAAAGAAAAAACCAGACAGUGACCCAGCACUGGCCUGUGAUGGCAUUAAUAAGUCUGAAACACAGGACAUCAAACAAGGAAAAAAGAAAGGAAAAGGGUCACCUUCUAAAAAGAACACAAAGUCAAUGGAGGGGGCUCUUAUUGGAGACUACACAAAUAGCACCCCAGAGAAACAGAUAAUUAAAAGAAAGAAACCCAAGGUGAAAAUUGAUCCUAGUACAACAGACAUUGAAACCAUUUCUACCUCUUAUACACCAUCUCCAGACUCCUGUAGCAGGAAAUCUUCACUGAAUCUCUCUCUGACUGGCCUGACCAGCCCAGGAGAGGGAAAAGAGUUACACAUCUACACAAACCACAAUGACAGUGCUAAUUCUUCACAUCUACAGAAUUCAGGAUGUUCUAUCUCUUCUUCAGAUAGAGAGAGUAAACCAAUGGACAGUCCAUCAAGUCUUUCACCUUCUAAAGAAUUGGGUAGAAGAAUCAGGGCCCCAAACGUAAGGUACUCUGAUGAUAUUCUUCUCUUGCCAUUAAAAUCGCCAAGGCGGAGCCGGUCUCCAAAAGGGAGUGCAGAAAAAGAGGGAGCAUCGGGGGUUCCAGAUGAAAGUCCCACAGAACACGAUUCUCCGGAGAAAGUAAAGAAAUCCAGUGAAUGCCAGACCUCACAGCUCUACUCUUUACUGACUAAUAAAGGUCAGACAAAUAAAAGUGUGAUAGAAAAAACUCAAGUCAUGGACAAUGAACAAAAAGGGCAGCCAUUAUCUCUAUUAGCACAGAGCUCCAUGAACCCACCACUCACUAAUGGUGUGGUGGAUGACAUGGAAACUGAAUCUGUGAAGUCAUCAGAAAAACCAAAAAAGAAGAGGAAGAAGAAAUCUGACGGCGUUGUCUCAGAAAAAUUAAAACCCAAAUCUGUGGAGAAAUCUGAAAAGAAGAAGGGAGAGAAAGUUCAGAAAGUCAAAAGUCCAAAGUCAGGAGCAGACAAAGUUAAAGGUCCAAAGUCAAGUGCAGAAAAAGUCAAAAGUCCUAAGUCAGGAGCAGAAAAAGUCAAAAGUCCAAAAUCAGGAGCAAUCAGAGCCCUACAGUUUGACGAGGGUAUAGAGGAAACAGGUAACACAGAGAACAAAGAGGAAGACGCAGUAGAGAAAACUAAAGAGACAAAGAAGGGGAGGAAGGCAGGAACUCCAAAGAAACCCAGGAAAACUCCAGAAAAAGGGAAAAAAGCUUCAGCAAAAUCCUCCCCGGAAGUGUUAGAAUCUGUAAACGAGACGACAGGUUCUCCAACCUCAAGUAAAUCCAAAUCUGAGGACACAGAUAUUCUGAAUUUUGUGGACAGCAACAGUUCUAGGUCUCUGGACUUGUUUUCAUUGAUAGCAAAAGUCAAAGACAAUAUUAAUACAGAUACUUUUCCUACAUUUGCUGAUGAAGUUCUUUUGAAGGCAGAGGAAGAUGACACCAAUAAGGAAGAUUCAAAUGAGAAAAAUGAAAGUGAUUCCAAACCAGACAGUGAGAAGGUGGACAACAACUCACAAAGCCUGGAAAUUGUGGAUGAUUUCUUCUCUGCUGACUUCUUAAAAGUGUCACCAAAACAUACCUCAAAGUCACCAUCCAGAGAAAAAGCAAAACCAAGUAUCAGUGAAGAGACCUCUACAAAACCAUCUUCUGCUAAACUGGAAUCCAUUUUGUCAAACAUCAAAAUCAAGAAGAACUCUCUAGCAGAUAAAGGUACCAUGAAGGAUUCAGCAUGUGACCAUCCUUCAUCUGUGUCGUCAAAAACUGUAGACACCUCUGGGAAGGAGGAGAAACACGUCAAAAUCAGGAAUGUCGGGAGAUUGGAUGGAAAAGUGACGACAGAAUCUACCAGUUCUUUUGAUCCUAGUGUUCCACUUAUGAUUGACACACAGGAAAGACGUAACAUUUUUGAUAUGAUUAUGACAGAUUACCCAUCUCCAAAUAACAUCAAAGGACAGAAAGAAAGCUCAGAAAAACACGAAGAAAAGGCGGAAAGUGACAAAUCUAGUUCUGAUGCAAAAGCCCAUAGUGAUAUUAGAGAUGUCUCUCCAAAGGCAAACGAAAAUUUGUCUCUCUCAUUACAGAGUGAGAAAUCUGUGAUCGAAAAAAUUCAGGUGAAAUUGGGCAUUCCUUUGGAAGAGAGUCCUAAUAAACAAUCAGAGAGCAGCGAUAAAUGUGAUAGUCCUAAAAAACAAUCAGAAGUCAUCAAAAGCCCCUCCAAGUCCACUCCGUCACUGGUGAACAGAGCAUCUCCAGGCAGCAAAGAAGAUAGAAGAGAUCACAAUAGCACCAAGGGGAGCUCAGACUAUGAGGUGGUGAUGGAUACAGUAGACGAGCAUCAAAUGUUAAUGGAUGUAGAGUCUGACUCAAAUCAAUUAUCUCCUCCAGAUGGAAAGUCGAGCUCCUCUCGCCCUGUACCUAGGACUUCCACCCAGCGAGUCACAAAGGAACCCACGCCUCUAAGUGUUCUGAGCACUAUUGAGACAGAGGUACAGGAUGUCAUGUCUGCCUUCACCAGUAAUGUUUUGGAUGAGUACCUUGACACAAAAACCAACAGAAAAGUCAAGCUCAGUCGACCCAUCAAGAGGACUGACUCAGAGGAACGACUCGUGGACUCAGAGGAUGAGCUUGAGGAGGUGACAGAGAUGCCAGAACGAUAUGAUGAGUUCUCUGGGAUGAUCGAGCAAUGUGAGCCCUCAUUUGAUGAAGUGGAUGGUGUCUUAUUCACUUCCUUUGCUAAUGAGGAAGCACUAAAUGCACAUGUGAAGGUGGAAAAAAAGACAAAAAUAGGCAGGAAUGAGAGCAUUUUAUUAGGAAUGGCUAGAAUGAAGAAUUUGAGAGUGAAGCAGAAUCAGAUUAGGAAUAGUGUUCACCAGAAGAAGGAUGCAAGGUUAAAAGCUCUGAAGGAGCAGUAUAAGAUCAACCAGAGUCUGCAGGGAAUGCAUCUAGUACUGCUGAAGUAUCAGAGAGUUUUCAAGAGAGAGCUGAUUCUAGAGCUGAUGGCAAAGGAACAGGAAAGUCCUGGCAGUGUCCGAGGUAAGACUCCCAAGAAGACAUCAGACAUCACCCAAAUCAAGGGAUGGAAAAACAAGUUUGGCCCUGAUGGAGAAGCCCUAGAGAUGAAAGCAAGUAAAGGAAAGUUACACUGGAGAACCGAGGAGAGACUUCUGAGGAACCACGAUCCAGAGCAACUCAAACAGAUGGGACUGGACCUGAAGAAGAAAAGGAGAAAGAAUCUAGUAUUCACAAUCAGAAAGGGGAUGUCUAAAGGUGAUCCUAGCAGAAUGGAGAAGGUCGACCUGACUUCACACACAGAAGAAGAGGAGGGCAUGGAAGGGGGAGAGGAGAAUCAGGAUGGAGAGAACAGUUUUGGUCAGGAACUUGUGGAAAUGGGGUAUGAAAUCUUAGACACUGAAAAACAAAAACUCAGGGACAAAAAGCUAAGGGAGAAAUACAAGAAGUACCUAAUGAUGAAACUAAAGCUAAACAAUGAAGAUAUCGAUAUUUUGAAGAAGCUUGGAGGACAAAGGCUAAGAAGUAUGUUGAAACCAGAGAGUCCAAAAAAAUUGCCCCCACCCCCACCUCCAACUCCCCCACCCACAGAGGAGGGAGACAAAGAUGGAGAUACAACCACAGAAGGGUCAUUGGAUACACCAUCCAAAAAGAAAAGGAAGAGGAAGAAAAACUACUUCUGUAUCAUCACACUGAACAGUAGCAUGGCUAAUGCUGCAUUGUCUGCUCUCCAUCCUAAGUUUGUUGUGAAGACAAAGAAGAAACCCAAGGCUGUCAAAUCCAUCAAAAAGGAAGUGGUGGAUCCAGAGAUUGACAAGCAGAGCAAAGGUGGUGCCAAGGAGAAGGCAGAGGAUAAGGCUAAAGAUAGGAGGCCAGAGGAGAAUGAAAUCAGGGAGGAGUUUGACAAGAUGUGUGAUAAACCAGGUUGUCGCUAUGGUUGUAUCUGUCACCUAUGUAAAUUUUCCGGUGGAUCACCAGAGACUACAGACCUGAGUAACAUGGAGAAGAAAUGUACCAAGGAGUACUGUCGACUGGGCUGUAUCUGUGACGAUAACCUUGACAAGGUCAGCAAGCAUCACUGUGGAAAACCUGAGUGUAUGAUAGAGUGUACCUGUGACCCUGUUGCUAGGCGACGGACUAGUAGGUCAAGCUCUACGGGAGAGAAGGUGGAGAGUGGAGGGAACUCUGAGGAUAGUCAGCCGGUCUCUCAGGAGGACGGGCAGAUAAAGAAGCCCGGGAAGAAAGCCCAAGUCAUACCUCAGAGAAAAUCAACAUACCGACUUGCCAAGAAUCUGGAUGCAGUCAGCCGUAAAGCCAUGCUGGUUUACGAGGCUAGUGAAAAAUUUGAGUCUCAGAAAACGAGAACACGGAAGAAGCAGGAUUCCAAUGAAAACCAAACUCCUAAUUUUACCGUAGAACACGUACCAAAACAACAGGUAAUGAAUAUUCCCCAGACAGAAGUGAGCACCGCUGCACCGCUCCCUCCAAGAAAACCUCAGGUGACCUUGGCCCUGGUCCCCAACCCAGGUCUUCCUAUGACUGGACCGGUCACUAUCUCUAUCCCUCAACCUAAGAUUAAACCGACACCCAUCCAGACAGAAAUGUACCGUAAAGCUGCAGUGGCCUUGAAGCCUCAGUCAAAGAAGACUGUGGAUGACAGUGAGAUGGCGCUGUUUGAGUCCGACUCGGAGGCUGAGGAUAUACAGGAGGUAGUGUCUUGUGCCAGAGUGGAUGCCCAGUACACAAGGGGAUAUCACCCUAAGAAGUGUACAUGUGGUAAGGAGCAUGUCCAGAGCCGGGCCGUCUCCUCCCAGUGUCCCUCCCAGGGUGGCGGUCAGAUGGCCAGUAGUGGACUGUCUGCACUACAACACAGACUCACAGGAAAACCAAUAACUGACACUGUCUGGCAAACACAGUGGGUGUGCCUAAAGAGCAACAAACCCCCAACAGAAGGGGAUUCUGUCAAACUGUUAGAAAUCCUCUCCAACAGCAACUGGGAACCUCACAAACAGAAAAUACUCUCCAGGAUCUCAAGGCAUAUCCACCACAAAAACCAGCCAGAGGGUCAGGCUGAUAGCUACCCCCAGCCCUGCCUCAUACACAUCGGGGAGUUUGAGAUUGAAUUCCUCCCUAAGUCAAGCAAGCCUGCCACCAUUCCACCUGAAGUCAGGAACAACAUGCCGUCUGCAAUAUUCUCCAUCCGAGUUAGAAUUUCAGCUAGGGAUUUGAAUUUUCCUAAACUGUUUAAGGCUCUUCCAUUAGAUAGUACAGUAAAGAACAAGAAUACAUCAAGCUCACUGCCAGACAAAGUAAACAUUACAAACAAGCCCCCACAGCCUGUGAAUGCUCCUGUAAGUGAUGGAGAAAUGAACAAAUCUAGUCUCGGUGUGACAGGAAUAUCUGGCUUCAGUCGACUUCAGAUCAACAACCGCUCCAUCGUCAACAAGGAUGGAAACUCGCCCACUGACAGAUCUCACCUUCACCCCAUCUCUACCCAACAAAUGACUCAGAUGAAGCCUUCACAGCUUCACAGCCCAUUACAGAUAUUCACCUCAUCAACAACCAUACAGAGCAGUGGAGCCAGACUGGUAACCCCCCAGACCGUGACGGUAACCAAAGUCCUUCCAGCUGUCCCUACAGUAUCACACUCCAUUACAGUGUCAUCCACAGCUUCUCAGUCUACCACUACUUCAUCCCUGACAUCCGUACCAUCAACAAGAAUUAGCAACAUUAAAAAUCAAGAAUCUUCAAUCUCUGUGAUAUCAAGCAUUGGAUCGCCUUCUGUCCACACAUUAAAAUCAAUGAUGAACUAUGUAACAUCCUCAUCCACUCCUACAAUAGUGAUGAGUUCUGAGAAACCAAUAGGCAGUACUCCCAUUAUCUCAACAUUAGUGAAAGGAAGUGAGGUCUUCUCCAGACUUGGUGCAAUAAUCACCUCCUCAGUGGUUCCUAGUCAAACUCAUCCAACGUCUAACCCCAUUAAUGUUACUGCUACCUCAGUGAUUACUGCAACCACAUCAGUCACCACCGAUAAACCAGUAACAUCCAUAUCAGUGAUAAAACAGUCCCCUGGACAAUCUAGCCAGUCAGUGGUCAGCAAGUCCACCCUAGUCUCUCUUCACUCUGUCCUCCAAAACAAAACAGUAGCUUCCUCUUCACCAGUAGUAGCCAAACCAUUAUAUCUAGCAACACCUGUUCUUUCUUCCACUGAAACUAAAGUGCCUGUAAGUAACAACACUAUGCAGGUUCAUGACCUUCGACCUCCUGCCAGCCUCAGUAUGACUCAGGUUCAAGAGAAAGUUUGUGUUCUGGGUCCCAAGUCUUCCCCUGUCACAUUACUCGGCCCCUUCACAUCUCCCUCUAGUAUCCCAAAGGUUCUGCCACAGAUGAAGAUCAUCCAGUCCUCCAUUCUGGAUAAGGAUGGAAAACCAGUCAUCCAUCUUGUUCCUUUUACUGGACCAGUGUAUGGGAAACCAAGUCCUAUGACCUCAGUCCUAAAGAGCUCGCCUGUAGUGAAUUCAGGGACCCAGGCAGAAACUGUGAGUGGGAUAAAGAAUCCAACGAAUGUGUAUACUCUGUCGGAUGUGUCCACCACCACAACCAACAUAGCUCAUGUCUCUAAUGCGUCCACUACAGUCACUCAGAGUACAGUACCGGCCAUGUCAGAGAAAGUUCAGGGGCCACUGCUGCCCAAACUCGGAGAUCAGAUUCUGCUUGUUUCCAGUGAUGAGCAGAAUCUUAAGCUGCUGAACAAGCUUAAGGCAUGUGAUAACCCGAGAAAUGACCAGAACAAAAGGGUAGAGGACACAAACAGUAAAGUCAUCGAAGAUUGCAGCAGUACUGAAGUCAGCAAGGAAAUGGAGGAAGUACCUCAGCAAUCAAAUGUGGAAAGUGUUUCUGUAAAGCGAAAGCUUGAUGAUGAGAGAGAGGAGGAGAGAAAGAAAUUAAAAACCAGUGAAAGUGAGGAUAAAAAAUCCACAGAAGGAGGAACUCAUGUGAAAGAGAGUGAGAGUGUUCUGGCUAAGAUUCUCCUCUCUGAUGCCAUUAAAGAGACUUAUAGUAAAUACAGAGACAUUACAGCAGAUGUUGUUAAAGAAGACACCAAAGCCAAAAAGGAGGAGACUCCAUCCUCCACCACUGAUAAAGAAAGUAUUAUAGGCAGUAAAGAAGAUGAAGAAUCAAAAACCACUGGAUCAGAUAAUUCAGGUAAUCCUAUAAACGGAGAUGAGGAGCUUAAAGAUUCAAAUCGGGAGGACAAGGAGAAGACACAGGAAGUGGAAUCUGAGAGUGAGUGUGGGAGUCCGGACAAUAGGGGCCUUCACACUGGGGCAGACCUGGACUCCAGCUGUGAUAAGAGUGAUGAGUCGGAUGCCACAGUGGUUGGAGGAAUCGAGGCUGACCAGAAAGAUUCUGAGGGAGAAAGGGGAGACAAAACAGAAACUGAUGAAGGAAAAGCAAAGGAGGAUCAGACAUCAGAGGCAGAAGAACAAGUUAACAAAAGUGAUGUAGAACAGAACACAGAAAAACCUUCUGAACCAGAGGUUAUCUAUAUUUUGGAUUCACCUGUGAAAAAACCAUCAGGAAACACAUCUGUUGCAUCAGAUAACGUGACUCCAAAUCAUCUGGACAAAUCCAAAAACGAGGCCGGUGAGGCAGGGGCUGCUGUCGAUACAGACACUGGAGUGACCUCUGAAGAGAAGGAAUGGGGGCUAUCGGUGAAGCGCAGACUAUCCCAGGAGGAAGUUGAGGGUAACAAAAAAUUGAGGACCGAGGAGAAGGCUGAGGAGAGUGAGGAGGACCUGUGUAUGACAGUGGAGGACACAGAUGAUAUGGCAGUUAUUAUCCCUAAUGAGGACUGUGUGGAAAUUAUCAACUCCUCAGAUGAAGAGAUAGACAUCGAGACAGAGACAGACGUCAACAUGAACAAACUCCUGAGGAAGCAGUCGGACAAUAGGUGGGAGUUCUUCAACCCGAACUGCAAUGUCCACUGUAUCAACAAGAAACCCCACGCUAAACGUAAAAGUAACCACAAGACCAUCUCCAAUGUUCUCAAAGAUGAUUUCCACUUCAAAGAGGGUGUGCUGUCAGACCCCAAAACCAGAAAAAUUCAGAUGAAGAAAACAAGGGAAAAGCAGCGUCGUGAGGAAAUGAGGAUUUCCUUUAAAGCCUUGGCUGAGUCAAUGUAUGGAGAGGACAAAGAUGAUACCAAGUACUCACAAAUCCUCAACCACACCGAGCCCAAAGUACAGCUCCUCAAUAAGGCUAAAGAAAAGAUCGAACACAUGGAGAAAAUCAGUCGUCUGAUGACGAAUGAUAAGCACUCAACUCAGGCACGGAAUGCACAGCUUCAGUCAAAACUAAAGAGUCUGAAAGAGUUUAUCAUACAAGAUAGAGGAAUGUCUUGGAUGGUUCUACAAGCUCACCUAGAUAAGAUCUCCAAGGUCUGCAAGAAAAUUUUCCAGAACAUGCCGGCCAUACUGAAAAAGCGAGCCAUGGAGCGUCGAGCCGCCACUGGAUCAUCUGGUAAUGUUCCAGGUUCAGUCCGGUUAAACUCGCCAUUUACUAGGCCUGGUUUCCUCUCCAGAGCACCAGGAUCUGCCCUGGCAUCCAACUUGAAUGGACCAGUACCAAUACAAAUGGUGUCCUCAGAGCAGGUCAGAUCAAUGGCUAAAAGUCAGGAGCUAGCCAGGUCCAAAGAGAACAUAUCCAGCCGUCCCGACAUAUACAUAGACUAUGCAGAGGAAGAACAUGAAAUCUGCGAAGAUUUGAUGAGACGUGAAGAAAAAAAUCGUCGAAAGCAGAUCCAUGAGGUUAACAUGAGUGAUGAUUUUAGUUUUGAAAUUGGUGACCUUCCUAGUUUGUUCAAGAAAGGAGAUUAUCUUGGGAAUUACUCUCCACAGGAGGGUAAAGUUGUCAAUAAUUCUCCAACUCUGAAAAGUGAAGCCCUGAACAACAUGGACAGUGAGGAUGAGAAAGUGAUUAUUGCUGACGAAUAUGAUGACUCUGGGAAGAUGACUGUUUACAGACUGAACUCAAACCCAGUAGUGGAGGUACCUAUGUCAAACACGGGUAAAAUAGUCUCCUCUGAGAGCCCCAAAUCCAAACCAACGAUAUACAACCUGGAAGAUGGAGAGGAAGAGACACCUAUGUUAGUCAUUACAGAGGUCAAAAGUCUGUCCUCAGAUCACUGAUGGUCAUUAUGGAGGUCAAAAGUCUGUCCUCAGAUCACUGAAGGUCAAACAUGUAUCUUCAGAACACUAAUGGUCAUUACAGAGGUCAAAGGUUCUGUCUUGUGGCCAUUGAUAGUUAAUGCAGAGGUCAAAGGUCUGGGUCAGACGACUGUAGUCAUUAUGGAGGUCAAAAUUAAGUCCUUGUUAUAUAUUUAGACAUUUUAAUAGUCGGAUUUCUCCCCACCCUCUGGAUAGUAGUCAGUCCAUUGACAAUGUCCUAAUUAAGUUUAAUUAAAAUUUCUCACUCAGAACACACUUUCAAAUUCAAUCUGAGGUUUGAUUUGCAAGGAGUUAACUUCUUUGAAAGGUAGAGGUAUGGAACAGAAGUAGAAUGUAGUGUGUUGAGUUUAAAUGUUCCAUUGGAACUGUAUAUGGUACCAGUCACAAGACUGAAGAGAGUCCUUCCACACACUCUUAAUGUUAUUACAAAUAGAUAAAACCCAACAGAUCCAUAUCUUAAAAUUGAAGGUUCAAUCAAUCCAGCUCUUUUAAGUUUUAGUAUGAUCCUCAUGAAACAGAUCCUAAAGGAACUUUUACAGUAACAGUUUCAAAUGGUGUGUAGGACAGUCCAGACAAUAUUAAUUAUUUUUCUCUGACAACUUUUACAAAUAUUUGGAAUUGAAAGAUUUGAUUUCAAGUUUCAGUAAAGAGGAUAUUGGCUGACCCAGAUUAUUACCGGUAGGUCACUUUUAUUUCUGACCAAUAUAAAAUAAACAAAUACAGUCCAGUGCUCUUCAUUAUUAAUACAUGUUAAGGUGUUUAACUCUGUGAUGGUCAGACUGGAAUUCAUUUUAGGUCCUGAUUCACUACCUGUAACAUUAACUUUAUUUGACAAAGAAAUCCACUGAGUCUUUACAUUUAUAUAGCUACAUCAUUAUUGAGAGCUCUGUAAAAUGUUAUGGUUAUUUUAAAUGACAAAGUUUUCUGUUAAAUGUGAUAAAAAAAUUAAGCUGACUUGUGUGUACCCUGACAGAUUGUGUGAAUAGAGGCAUAAAUAUCCUACCAUUAUUCUGGAUCCUAGAUGACUAUAACCCUAUUUUUUUGUGUAUUGUAGAUAUACACAGACUUGUGAUAAUGUAUGUAUAUAUAUGAAUAUAUAUAUUCACAUGUGUUCAUAUUGCUGUAGGAUUUUCCGUCUUUGAAUUUUUAUGAAAUCCUGUGACAAUUCAGUGCUAGCCAAGCGUGAUUGUGUUUAUAUCUGAUUAAUUUUGUGUAUUUGUGUUUAUUGAUGAGAAGGAGAAGUUGUAUGGAUUUGUUUGUAUGUCGUGAGGUGUAUUACUUUAUUAAGAAGUAUCCUCUGUGUAUGCCCUUAAAGUGUUUGGUUCAUUAAAUAUGUUUAUCUUAAUUAGAGAAAUGUAACGGACAUUUCCAUGCAAGUAUCUUUACAAUGCAGACAUGUUUUCUGUUUUUUUGUACAUAAAUAGCUUGAUGUGUUGCUAUACACUAAAGCUAGCUUAUAGCUUGAUGCGGGUAUCAUAGCAAAAAUGCAGAACAAUAAAUUUGUUAUAAA
This is a messenger RNA of Saccostrea echinata, 11586 nucleotides long. RefSeq lists its product as uncharacterized. NCBI's taxonomy places the organism in Eukaryota, Metazoa, Mollusca, Bivalvia, Ostreida, Ostreidae. The transcript has 15 exons. The coding region runs from base 111 to 10037 and encodes 3308 amino acids. The record is from RefSeq and is a predicted model, not a curated record.